Molecule: messenger RNA, 1438 nt
Organism: Carassius auratus (goldfish)
Lineage: Eukaryota; Metazoa; Chordata; Actinopteri; Cypriniformes; Cyprinidae
Product: inverted formin-2-like
Exons: 7
Coding region: 1-819 (272 amino acids)
Molecular function (GO): actin binding
Source: RefSeq, a predicted model, not a curated record
AUGGCAGAGUAUCUGUACACAGUGUCAGAUCAGAAACUGAGAAGCACACUGACCAGAUACAGACUCAGCGGACACAAGCUGAAGAUAGAGACGGAAUGCCCCAAAUACACGGACAUACGGACAGGGUUCUAUGAUCAAAUACAGCAGAUCCAUCAGACAUUUAAAACUCUUCCGAACCAGGAGAAACUGCCGUAUCUGUUAGGAGAACACAAGAACUGCUGUGUGUUUGCUGCUCAGUAUGUGUCUGCCUGUCAUGAUAGAGCAGCCGGUGUAAAUCUGGACUCGAUUCAGACAGAAACCGGUCUCCUCCUGAAGAGACUGAGAGACGUGGAGAAGAAGGUCUCCUCAUCGCUCGGGGACGUCAAGCAUCAGUUCUCAGAGAUCAUCGAGAAGAACCUGACGGCGUGUGAAGCUCUGGACCAGCGUUUCUCCAGCAUGGACAGCAGGAAGGGAGAUCUGGCUCAGUAUCUGUGUGAAGACGUGUCUCAGCUCUCGCUCGACGAGCUCUUCAACACCAUCAAGAUCUUCCGCCAGCUCUUCCUCAGAGCCCUGAAGGAAAACAAGAUCCGUAAAGAACAAGCGGCUAAAGCGGAGAAAAGAAAGCAGCAGCUGGAGGAGGAAGAGUCCAAGAGACGGAAGGGAGAAGAUGGGAAGAGAAUUCGUCGAGGCGUGCCUCCGCAGGACGACGGCUGCAUCAUCGAUCAUCUCCUGGCAGACAUUCGCAAGGGUUUCCAUCUGAGAAAGACUCGUCCCAGGUGCGAAUCAGAAAGUGUAAUGCAUGGAGAUUCAGGAGCGUCCGGUAAGAAUAUCAGCCUCUGAAGCGGCUCCAGUGCAGAAGUCUGAAGCGUUCGUCUUUAUUUCUCUGCUUUCUCACGUGAAAAGCACUGAAGCUCCGUUUAUAAUCCGAUAAAAACAGACUCUAACUUUCAUAUCAGUCCAGAAAGAGAUAUUAAUGAAACUGUUUCUGACUCCUUUAAACCUGAUUCCUCAUGCCCUGCUGCUCCACCAAUCAGCUUUGCCGCAUGCCCUCAUGCCUGCUUCUGAUUGGUCGUUCACAGCUGUCUGUCACAUGUCAGUGUGAACUGUAAAUACAAGCUGAAGCUUGUGGGUAGUUGACAUUAUUUAUUUGAUUUUUCAACAUCAGUUUUUCCAGAUUGUUUAAGGAAAAGUUGUUUAUAUCCUAUAAAUGGUUACUUUUAGGUUCUUCUCCAUUUUAUUCAGCUUUAUAUAGAGCUGCAGGAUUAAUCACAAUAUGACUUAAUGCUUCAAAAUAAACUUACGAUAGUUUGAAAAUUAAGAAAUUCAGAAAAAUUAAGCCGUAAAUAUUAUUUUUUUCAGUACAGUGACUUGUAAAUUGCAAUAAACUGUACAAUAAAUUAUUCUUAUUUUAUAAUGAAUACUUUUUUUUUUGUUUUUUUAUUUCUUAUCAUUGUUUAAU